AUAGAAACCCGUAUACUUUGAUCGAGGUCCUCUUAUCUCCGUAUACUAUGAACAUCAACAAGACGUUGCAGCGAUAAAGAAGUCAGUAAUUUUUUGAAUCCUCUUCCAUCGACCAAAAUGAAGCUUGUUAGGUUUUUGAUGAAGCUCUCUCACGAGACGGUCACAAUAGAGUUAAAAAAUGGAACAACAGUGUAUGGAACAGUAUCAGGAGUGGACAUGAGUAUGAACACACAUCUCAAGUCAGUCAAGAUGACCAUCAAAGACAGAGACCCCAUCUCAUUGGAUACGCUUAGUGUCCGUGGUAACAACAUACGUUAUUUCAUCCUCCCCGAAAACCUUCCUCUAGAUACACUCCUUGUAGACGACACUCCUCGCGCAAAAAUCACCAAGAAAAGAGAAGCUGCUAUGGGUCGAGGUCGUGGCCGAGGCAGGGGGCGUGGUCGAGGUGGGCGUGGCGGUGGUGGCCCCCCCAGAGGAGGAGGAGGUGGACGUGGAGGAAGACGAUGAAUUUUCACCUGACAAUAUUAUUACGUGCAUUACACGUACUUUACACCUCUUCUUUCACAGUGUUCUGUUAUCUGUUACAAUGGUUUGUACUUAUCUAAUUCAACAACACUAAUUCAAUGAGUAAUACCUA
This is a messenger RNA of Halichondria panicea, 637 nucleotides long. Its product is annotated as small nuclear ribonucleoprotein Sm D1-like. Gene Ontology annotation, biological process: RNA processing; spliceosomal snRNP assembly. NCBI's taxonomy places the organism in Eukaryota, Metazoa, Porifera, Demospongiae, Suberitida, Halichondriidae. The transcript is spliced from 4 exons. Gene Ontology annotation, cellular component: precatalytic spliceosome; U2 snRNP; U4 snRNP. Gene Ontology annotation, molecular function: RNA binding. The coding region runs from base 118 to 507 and encodes 129 amino acids. The record is from RefSeq and is a predicted model, not a curated record.